AUAAGUCUACUUCCAAGACUAUUUGGGAUUCCAUGAAGAAGAAGUACCAGGGGAAUGAAAGAGCGAAGCAGCAACAGCACCAGGCUUUGCGGGCAGAAUUUGAAAGUCUACAGAUGCAGAUUGGUGGAUCUAUAAAUGAUUAUUUUUCAAGGACGAUGGCAAUUGCAAACAAGAUGAGGAUCCAUGGUGAAAAUCUGGAGGAUGUUGCCAUAGUUGAGAAAUCCUUUGUUAUGGUCUGUCAUCCUAAAGAAGUCAGCAUGAAGAAUGUGUGGUAUCUGGAUACUGGUUGCAGCAACCACAUGUGUGGAGACAAAUCUGCAUUUUCAGAUCUGGAUGAGUCUUGUCAAGACAAGCUUCAAGAGAAAGGAUAUGAAAUCUUGAUUAAAGAUGGAGUUUGCCAAGUUCGUGAUUCAAAGCUUGGCUUGAUAGCAAAGAUUGAAAGACACAGCUUGGUUAUGGCAUUGCAGAUAUGGAUAUCUUUAGUUUGUAAACAGUAUCGUGAUAGCUUUCCUAAAGACAGACCUUGGAGGGCAAAGCGGGUGCUAGAUCUGGUUCAUUUUGAUCUCUGUGGACCCAUAAAUCCAACAUCUAAUGGAGAUCGUGGUGGUGAGUUUAACUCAAAGGAAUUUGUAGAUUUUUGUGAGUUUGAUGGUAUUAAAAGACAACUCACAGCAGCAUAUACACCCCAGCAGAAUGGUGUAUAUCAGAAAAGGAGUAAGCUUGAUGACAAAGGGAAAAAGUGUAUUUUCCUUGAUGUUAGUAAUCAGUCCAAAACUUACAGAUUAUACAAUCCUUUAACCAAGAAGGUCGUCAUUAGCCAUGAUGUAGUGUUUGAUGAAGCAAGCACUUGGUCUUGGACAGAAAAAUCUGGGCAACAGAUUCUUGUAGAUUUUGAAAAUGGAGAAGAUCUGACUGUGCAAAACCCAAAAGAACCUAGUACUGGAAGAAGUCUGCCAACAAUACCAGAAUUGGAAUCUGGAACUAGUUCUAGACCUCAACGCAAAAAGAGAAGACAAGCAUGGUUGGAGGAUUAUGAGGUAACAGAUCUACCUCAAGAUGAUGUUCUAGUCACUCAUUUUGCUCUAUUUGCAUAUUGUGAUCCAUUGACAUAUGAAGAAGUCAUUAAAGAAGAAAAGUGGCAAAAAGCCAUGGCAGAAGAAAUUGGUUCUAUUGAAAGGAACCAAACUUGGGAGUUGACAGAUCUUCCGAAAAGGCACAAGACAAUUGGUGUUAAGUGGAUCUACAAGACAAAGCUCAAAGAAAAUGGGGAGGUUGACAAAUUCAAAGCUCGCUUGGUGGCAAAGGGUUACAAGCAAGAGUUUGGCAUUGAUUAUCAAGAAGUUUUUGCUCUAGUUGUAAGGAUGGACACCAUCAGAUUGGUGAUUGCUUUGGCAGCACAGAACUUAUGGUCGAUCUACCAGCUUGAUGUGAAAUCGGCCUUCCUGCAUGGAAAUCUAUAAGAACAGGUAUUUAUUGAUCAACCUCCUAGUUAUGUGAAAUCUUAUUCUGAGCAUAAAGUUUAUAGAUUGAA
Rubroshorea leprosula is the source of this 1531-nucleotide messenger RNA. Lineage: Eukaryota; Viridiplantae; Streptophyta; Magnoliopsida; Malvales; Dipterocarpaceae. The record is from the annotation of a GenBank genome assembly.